Molecule: messenger RNA, 3435 nt
Organism: Thrips palmi
Lineage: Eukaryota; Metazoa; Arthropoda; Insecta; Thysanoptera; Thripidae
Product: valine--tRNA ligase-like
Exons: 18
Coding region: 234-3386 (1050 amino acids)
Biological process (GO): valyl-tRNA aminoacylation
Cellular component (GO): cytosol
Molecular function (GO): aminoacyl-tRNA deacylase activity; ATP binding; valine-tRNA ligase activity
Source: RefSeq, a predicted model, not a curated record
UACAACAUUCCAGAACAAUACAGAUCGCAAGCUUGGUGGUACUUUAUUGACUCUGCAAAAAGAUAAUUAUCAGAAAAGAAAAUUAUUUUAAUUUUUAGAGCUAAAUUGGGCGUGUAGCUAAACUGGUUUUUGUUUUCAUCUACGUCUUCUCUUUUAAACUUUCGUCAUUAAGUUGGCUACGAACGACCCUCACCAGCGCGUUCUUUGAAAGUUGUCUGCAACAUGCUAAAACAAUGUUGCUGACAGCUUGUAAUUUUUCAAAAUUUAGAAAUACAGCCACAUUACCAGCACACUGUUGCUUGAAAUUAUUAGAAAGACAGAGCAAAACUGUUUACUUUUUCCAUUUAUGCGCAAGAUCAAUUUCCCAUUCAAGUUUUUUAAACGCACAACGCCCUAAGAAAGAUGUCUCUGGCAAGCUCCCAAGAGUUUAUGAGUCAGCGGCAGUGGAAUCAGAAUGGUAUGAGUGGUGGGAGAGGGAAGGCUUCUUUAAGCUCCAACCAAAGUCCUCUAGGAAGAACAAGGACUCGAAACCUUUUACGAUGAUUCUUCCACCUCCCAAUGUUACUGGAACCCUUCAUUUAGGACAUGCCCUUACUGUCACAGUUCAAGAUGUCAUUGCCAGAUGGAGAAGGAUGAGUGGCCAAGAUGUUCUCUGGAUACCAGGCACUGAUCACGCUGGAAUAGCCACCCAAAUUGUUGUAGAAAAGCAGCUAUGGGCUCAACAGAAAAAAACGCGACAUGAACUUGGUCGAGAAAAUUUUGUCAAGGAGAUACAAAAGUGGCAGCAAGCGAAAGGUUCAAAUAUUCAAAGCCAACUUCGAAUGAUGGGUGCAUCAUUGGAUUGGAGUCGAGAGUACUUUACUAUGGAUGAGAAUCAGUCAUAUGCUGUUAUUGAGGCUUUCAUUCGACUUUUUGAUGAAAAUCUUAUCUACCGUAGCAACGUUCCUGUCAGCUGGUCAUGCUGGCUUCAGUCCACUAUCUCGGAUAUUGAAAUUGAAAGUCAAGAAAUUGAUGGCCCUACCAACUUGUUUGUGCCUGGCUAUGAGAAGCCUGUUUCUUUUGGAACUUUGACCAGUAUUACAUACAAAGGAUGUGAAAAUGAUACUGAUAUUGUUGUUUCAACCACAAGGCCUGAAACAAUGUUGGGAGAUGUGGCGAUUGCAGUUCACCCUAAUGAUCCUCGGUACACCCAUCUUCAUGGUUCAUUUUUCUGGCACCCUUACCGAAAUGAAAAGAUUCCUAUAAUCUGUGAUGAUUUUGUUGAUGCUGCGUUUGGAACAGGUGCUGUAAAGAUAACUCCAGCGCACGACAAAGCAGAUUAUGAUGUUGCUAAAAGGCACAAUUUGGAAUUAAUUUCAGUCAUCAACGAACAUGGUGCUAUUCAUGAUAAUUUUGAAAUAUUCAAGGGUAUGAAGCGGUUUGUUGUCAGAGAAAUGAUAUUGCAAGACUUAGCAUCUCGAGGACUUUUACAAGGACAGUCAUCCCAUAAAAUGAUAAUUCCGAAGUGCAGUCGAUCUGGAGACAUUGUUGAGCUAAUACCGAAACCUCAAUGGUUUCUGUCCACACAAUUCAUGGCCCAUAAAGCUAUCCAGGCUGUGAAAGAAAAUAAAUUAAAAUUAAUUCCUGAACAGGCUCAGCAGCAGUGGUUCCAAUGGUUUGAAAACCAUCAAGAUUGGUGUCUCUCUCGCCAACUGUGGUGGGGUCACAGGAUACCUGCAUAUAAAUGCUCCUUAUCUGAUGGGACUUCUUUUAAAUGGGUGGCUGCCCAAAAUGAGAUGGAUGCAAAAGUAAAGGCAUCAGCUCAUUUUUCAUGUAAACCAGAUGACUCAAAACUUGUCAUUGAGCAAGAUGAAGAUGUGCUGGACACCUGGUUUUCCUCAAGUAUUUUACCUUUCUCCUCAUUAGGGUGGCCAAAUCAGGGGACUGAAUUAGAUAUGUUGUACCCUUUAAGUCUGAUGGAGACAGGAAAUGACAUUUUAUUGUUUUGGGUUGCCAGAAUGGUAAUCCUUGGAGAGCAUCUAACACAUCAGUUACCAUUUAAUAAUGUUCUCUUGCAUGGAGUAAUUCGAGAUGCAGCUGGGAGGAAGAUGUCUAAAAGCAUUGGGAAUGUGGUGGCACCAGAAGACAUCCGGGAAGGAAGAUCAAUUGAGGAACUUGUUCGAGGAGUGGUCUCAAGUCAUGAAUCAGGGGUAAUCCCGCAGCAUGAAUUGAAAGCUGCUAUCCGUAAUCAGAAACAGAUGUUCCCAAAUGGCAUUCCACAAUGUGGAACGGAUGCUUUGAGGAUGUCUCUUUGUUCUCAUCCCAUUGAAAGUCAUUUUAUAGAUUUUGAUAUUAAAGAAUGUGACAUGUUCAGAAGAUUCUGUAACAAAAUUUGGCAAGCCUGUAGAUAUAUUGAAGGAGUAAUGGAAUCAGAGAACCUCCCACCAGUCACACUUGAUGAGAGGCAUUUGCUCAGUGUCAUGGAUCGAUGGAUCCUAAGCAGGCUAUCAUCACUCAUAUCAGAAUUAAACAAGAGUUUAAAUAGUAUGCAGCUUCAUCAAUGUGUUCAUGGAUUGCAGAACUUUGUUCAUCAUGAAUUCUGUGAUGUGUAUCUGGAAUCAACAAAAUGCCUGUGGAGUGAAAACAACACUAAAGCCCAGAAUACUGCACAACGUGUUCUUGCAAUGUGCAUUGAAAAUUUUCUGAUCUCUCUGUCUCCUUUCAUGCCAUUUCUUACUGAAGAGCUUUAUCACAGAAUACCCUAUAUUCAAAAGAAACUAAAGAGCAUUUCUCUGUGCCCCUACCCCCAGCCAAAAGAAUGGUGCAGCUGGCAGGAUAAACGCCUAGAAGAAGAUAUCGAAUUUGUUUUAAAAACCGUGACAACUAUCAGAAAACUAAAGAACAACAAUGGAUUAAAAGCAAUUGAUAAAGUUUCAGUUAUACUUGCCUCAAAUUCAAUGGAUGAAAAGAGCCUUUUCUCCUGUUAUGAGAGCUUGUUAAAUACAUUAUCAAGUUCUCAUGUCACUUGUUCCACGACCAAUGAUAUUUGCGAAGAUUUCAUGACAGAAGAAAGACUAAGUGAUAGCUGCAUAGUAAAAUUAAUUUUAGAUAAUGAAAAUCAGAGAUUGUUAUCUCUAAAACAGAAGAACUUACUCAUCAUGUCUGCCUUAAGAAAGCAAAUUAAGUUAAAGGAGCAAAUUGCAUCAACAGAAAAAAUUUUAGAGUCACCUAAGUUCUGGAAGAAUGCACCAGAAGAUGUUCGAGAUACUCUCCCAAAAAAGCUUAACUUCAUGAAAGAAGAACUGCAGAAAUCUGAAGAAUUUUUGAGCAAGGAUCCAGAACUUUGUGACAGUUUAAAGCAACAAAUUUUAAAAGAAAAUGUUUCCAAAAAACGGAAAAAUGUGUAAAAGUUUUACACUUUUGUUAUUACAGUCAUCAUUUUUUCUAAACAAAAAA